Molecule: messenger RNA, 2580 nt
Organism: Cylindrotheca closterium
Lineage: Eukaryota; Bacillariophyta; Bacillariophyceae; Bacillariales; Bacillariaceae
Source: the annotation of a GenBank genome assembly
AUGUUUUCUUGGAGUACAAGUACUGAUAAUGCCCCUGAAGACGUAGCUGAAACGGAUACAUCCACACUGUCUCGGAUCAAAUCUGCCUUGACACCUGAAUCAGUAUCUGCAAGUGCUACUACUGCUACAGCUUCCGCCGCUGCUUCUUCCACAAAAGCAGCCGCCGAUGAUAUUGUACAAACAGUGGUGACUGAUGCCACAACGGCUGUCGCAAAGUCCUGGUUCCGGGAGGUAAUAGAUGCUAUACUGUUAAUUGCACUCUUGCACUUGGUCAAUCUUGGGUUUCGAUGGUGGAAUGAACGAAGAUUAUUACGGCGGAAACAUAAAAAGGCCUCGGGGGGAGCAUCCAUCACCACACAUACUUCCGCCUCCUCGUCUCUCAUGAAAAAGGGAGGAAAAUUCGGUGGUGGUGGGUUUGCGAGAAACAUCACGAACAAGCUCAACAAAAAGAAGAAGAAUGCCAGAUUUCAAUUGUCGACUGGAUUUUCUGCUUCGGAUGAUGUUACCAGCACUUCACGAACUUCCAAUUUGACAGGCAACAACUACAAUACUAAGGAUGAUGAGGAAAGCCACUCCGAAUCGACACUCAAUAGCAACAGUCAGAGACUUUCACGAUAUGGAUUACAACAACGACCCAAUCCACAUGAAUUGCAUCGACGUUCUGCCAUGGGUCGGACAUGGUCCAUCCCUCAAGGAGGAGGAAACUUGCCAGUCAUUUUCAAUUUUGCAACCACCAGUAUGGAAGAGUGUUUGGAUCAAGUUGAUUUGUUGGACGUCAAGGACGAACGCGAGUUGGUAGAUAUUUUGGUCAAGUGCUGUUCGCAAGAACAAGUCUAUUUUGAAAAUUAUGGGGCCGUGGCGGCCCAUCUCUGUCACAAUACCAAUAUGACGCCCCGGCAUUCCAAUUUGGGCGGCAGCAGCAGCAACAGCAAAAGUGGACUCCCUCCACGGUCUCCCCGAUUUCCAACACGAUCCGCCCGCUCCAAAUGGCGACAAGCCUUGGAGCACAAAUUUGCAUCUUGUUAUCGCAAAGAGACCAAGAAACUGAGGAAACUGAGGAAUAUGGCCAUGUUCUUUUCUCAUUUGCUGGUCAACAAUGCCAUUUCGUAUCAAAUCUUUGACAUUGUCAAACUUUCGGAAAAAACUACCACCCCCUCAUGUCGGUAUUUUCUAAAGAUUCUGCUGAAGGAUCUGGCACAACACUUGACAUUGCCUCGUCUCCAAAGAAGAAUACAGGAAUUUUCUCACGCCUUUGCCGGAUUGGUAUUGUUAUUGAAUACUUCUACAAAUAAUAACAACAAUAAUACUGCGAGUGGGGCAAGUACUGGUGGUGGAAGCAGAGCAUCCUUUACUUCCACGACAUCCACAUUGACGUCGUACACUACAAAUUCCGUCUUGCAGAAUGCCAAGAAUAUGAAAUUUGCAGUGCACUUUUUGACCGAGAUUGGUUUGAAACCACUCACCAUGGACAUGCGCGAGCAUUUGUCCAAAAUGGAAAAGGAAGAACGAGUACAGAGACAACGACAACGGAAAAAUGCCUUGCAGAACAAAAUGAAGGGAUUACACGUGGUGGAGGACUCGGACAAUAGUCAUUCGGGCCGUCUGUACGAAGAAAUUCCCAGCAUUAGCAGCCAUUCCGUGGUGACCGAUGGGGCUUCCUCUACAGCUUCGUCCAUUAAUAGCACAUCCGUCCAGUCCAACGGUGGUCCCUGUAUUGAUGAAGUCAUUGAUGGCCGACCAACCACUCGAAGUUCUCAACAUUCUCAGCAUUCAGUGAUAUCUCAGCUCAGUACCUCUACAAGAUCAAAAUCCACUUCCCUUCGAGGCACGGCUGCUUCUGCUGCUGCUGUCAUGAACACGACGCCACCAUAUUUGAGGACUAUUUCUUCCAACAACAGUUUGGCUCCAUCGGAACAUUCUUUCGAGUCGCUCGGAGCCAGAUCAGCCUCGAGUACUACUGCCAAAAAGGUCCGAUCGUCUCAUCGCAAAUUGUCUCGGAACAUUGUUCCCCAUAAGCCAAACCUGGCUAGUAGGAAUGUCUCGGCACCACAAACACCCCAGCAUUACAAGCGUCAAUUGUUUGGGCCGUCGUCCAGGGUCUCGAAAUCACUCUCGCCAAAGCCUACUAGUAGUGCUGACCGAAAGGCCUAUCGACUUCCUCCAACGACACCCAACCUUCACGACAAUCUGGAAGAUGCCGAAGUCAUGUCUUCUUCUUCUUCUUCUUCGGACAGCGAAAUGCUACCCAAGCCCCGUUCGGGAGCAGUGCUAGUCAAUGAUGAUGAUGGCGGAGUUGAUAGCGAUGAUGAUGAUGAUGAUGAUGAUUUGAAGGAUGAUAUUGAAGAUGGAUCGUAUGAUAUCUAUUAUGGCAGUCAUAAUCUUGGACUAGGGAAAAAGGGCGGCAACAAGAUGGAACCUCUUCCGGAAGAUACGGAUGGGAGUGUGGAUACCUUCCACUUGCCUACCGAUGACGAGGAGGACGAGGGCCAUGAUUUGAAGCAGGAUGAUUUUCAAGUGACCGGUCGAAGAAACGUACUAUUUCGAAAGAGACCGUCCAUUAUUAAUGAAGAAUCACUGUAA